AUGUAUCUGACUCAGUUUCCUCUCAGGAUCCCGGACCUGUUCCCCCUCAUCUUCCCCUCUGAGCCAGCCCAGGCCUCCGGGCCCUACGUGGAGAUCAUCGAGCAGCCCAAGCCGCGGGGCAUGCGCUUCCGCUACAAGUGCGAGGGCCGCUCAGCAGGCAGUAUCCCCGGAGAGAGGAGCACAGACACCACCAAGACCCACCCCACCAUUAAGAUCAAUGGCUACACAGGGCCAGGGACAGUUCGCAUCUCCCUGGUUACUAAGGACCCCCCUCACCGGCCUCACCCCCAUGAGCUCGUGGGGAAAGACUGUCGGGAUGGCUUCUAUGAGGCUGAGCUCUGCCCGGACCGCUGCAUCCACAGCUUCCAGAACCUGGGGAUCCAGUGUGUGAAGAAGCGGGACCUGGAGCAGGCCAUCAGUCAGCGCAUCCAGACCAACAACAACCCCUUCCAAGUUCCCAUAGAAGAGCAGCGCGGAGACUACGACUUGAAUGCUGUGCGGCUCUGCUUCCAGGUGACAGUGCGGGACCCAUCAGGCAGGCCCCUCCGCCUGGCACCUGUCCUCUCUCAUCCCAUCUUUGACAACCGGGCCCCCAACACAGCCGAGCUCAAGAUCUGCCGAGUGAACCGAAACUCCGGGAGCUGCCUUGGGGGGGAUGAGAUCUUCCUGCUGUGUGACAAGGUGCAGAAAGAGGACAUUGAAGUGUAUUUCACGGGACCAGGCUGGGAGGCCCGAGGCUCCUUUUCACAAGCUGAUGUACACCGGCAAGUGGCCAUUGUGUUCCGGACACCUCCCUAUGCGGACCCUAGCCUGCAGGCCCCAGUGCGUGUCUCUAUGCAGCUGCGGCGGCCUUCAGAUCGGGAGCUCAGUGAGCCCAUGGAAUUCCAGUACCUCCCAGACACAGAUGAUCGUCACCGGAUUGAGGAGAAACGCAAAAGGACAUAUGAGACCUUCAAGAGCAUCAUGAAAAAGAGUCCUUUCAAUGGACCCACGGACCCCCGGCCACCUCCUCGGCGCAUUGCUGUGCCCUCCCGUAGCUCAACUUCCAUCCCUAAGCCUGCACCCCAGCCCUAUGCCUUUACGCCAUCCCUCAGCACCAUCAACUUUGAGGAGUUUUCCCCCAUGGUCUUCUCUCCUGGGCAGAUCCCAAACCAGACCUCAGCCUUGGCAGCAGCCCCUGCCCCAGCCAUGGCAUCAGCUCUGGUUCAGGCCCCAGCCCCUGUCCCAGUCCUAGCCUCCAGCCUUGCUCAGGCUGUAGCCCCGCCUGCCCCCAAGCCCACCCAGGCAGGGGAAGGGACACUGACGGAGGCCCUGCUACAGCUGCAGUUUGAUGCUGAUGAAGACCUGGGGGCCCUGUUGGGCAAUAACACUGACCCAGCCGUGUUCACAGACCUGGCAUCCGUCGACAACUCUGAGUUUCAGCAAAUGCUGAACCAGGGUGUGUCUAUGGCCCCACACACAGCGGAGCCCAUGCUGAUGGAGUACCCUGAGGCUAUAACACGCCUGGUUACAGGGUCCCAGAAUCCCCCUGACCCAGCUCCCGCUCCCCUUGGGGCCUCUGGGCUCCCCAACGGCCUUCUCUCAGGGGAUGAAGACUUCUCCUCCAUUGCAGACAUGGACUUCUCAGCCCUUCUGAGUCAGAUCAGCUCCUAAGGGAGUGACACCUGCCUUGCCCCUAGCAGUGGGCUGCAGGAGAUUAAAGCCCUCCCAAAGCAAGCACUUAUGGAUUCUGGGGGUGUAUGUGCUCCAACUGCCCCCAACUUCUUUGGGUGAUGUCUUUGUGGUGAGGAGGGUGUAUUUACUCUUUUAUUGGCAGUAUCUUUCUAUCUCUCAUUUUGGAGGUGCUUAAGCAGAAGCAUUAACUUCUCUGGAAAUGGGGGAGCUGGGAGGACUCAAACUCUUCCUUCCUCUAUCCUUAUGUUAAGCUCCUUUCUCUCUGUAGGGAAUUCUGGAGGCCCCCAGCCCCACCCUCCAGCUUCUAGUACUCUCCUAGAGAGAGGGACAGGCUGGAGCUACGGCCUUGGAGGCCACAAAGCCUUACUAUCAAGUGUCUUCCUCAAAUCAUGGAUUCAUUUACAUUUGAGCCAAAAUGAUGCUCCUGUUACCAGCUCUUCUGUGGUGCUGGCAUUGCCCUCAUGCAUAACACCAGCAUUUGAGAGGCUGGACUUCUGCCCUGCCAAAGUCUCUGCCAGCUCUUUUCUUUGCUCAGCUGUGGCUGAAGAGAUUGAUGGGACAGCUCUGGCCCUCUGCAUAAUCCAGGGAGGCUGGGUCUGAGACUUUUCUGUUAACACCUUUUUCAAGUGCCUUAAUAGGAGGGUGAGUUGUCUGGAGAGUGGGGACGGCAGGCUGGCAGCUCUCCAGUGAAGAAGCUGUUUUUACUGAAGAAUCAAAGCAGUUGGACUCCUGCUCUUUCUAUUCUGAACUAAUAAAUUUGUUGCCAAGCCUA
This is a messenger RNA of Miniopterus natalensis, 2446 nucleotides long. The record is from RefSeq and is a predicted model, not a curated record. Lineage: Eukaryota; Metazoa; Chordata; Mammalia; Chiroptera; Miniopteridae.